GGCGGGGAGAAAGUUGCAGGGACACAAUCACAGAACUACAGGAGAUGUGAACAUAGCAACAAAGUUUCCCUUCACUGGGGAGAAACAUCACUGGAAACCACAAUACAAACCAAAAGCAACACUGGAGAGCACAGACAAAGGACAUCAAGGGUCAGAAGAUUAGAUCCCAGGAAUCACAAGGUGGGGGUGGAGUGUGCCAGAGGAACCCAAAUAAAAAUAAACCAAGACCUAGCCAACAUAACAAAAGCUCAGCCCAAGUCAGUGAGGGGGAGGAAAGGGAAGCAAGAAUGUGACCUUCCCCAAAAAGUGAUGCUCCCUGUGUGUGCGCCCGGACAGUGCGCUGCUGCUGCUGUGCCGCACGGUGCAGGGGAGACAGAGCACUUGGCGGAGUGAGGCAGCUAAUUGCUGGAGCCCAUCCCUCAUCUCCAUAUGCAGUCUGUGUCCGCUGGCCCCGAGCCAAUCCCCUCUCACCCCCGCCGCUAAUCGCGAUGCAUUAUUCACAAUCACAAUUAUAUACCGACAUGCGCAAUCCGCGCCGCACCGACACCAGCUAAUUUCCCUAAUUUUGCAACUCGACUAUUUGUGAACAAUUUUUUUUUUAUUUGCCACUGAUGUAUCUGCAAAAAAGCAGAAAGCAGUCCCAGUUCCCAGCAGCAGCAGCAUGUCUCGGCGAAAGCAAGCCAAGCCCCAGCAUCUGAAAUCAGACGAGGAGAUCGGGACUGAGGUGCUCCCUGACAACGCAGUACCUGGGGAAGGACCAGAUGAUGGUGAUAGCGGGAAUGAAAGCCGAAGUGGAAGCGAGGAAACCAAUGUUUGUGAAAAAUGCUGUGCUGAAUUCUUCAAAUGGACCGACUUCUUAGAGCACAAGAAGACAUGCACUAAAAACCCUCUAGUGUUGAUUGUUAAUGACGAUGUAGCAGCAGCCGCUUCAGAAGAGUUUCCUGAGCCUUCACCCGCAAGCUCUUCAAGUGAUCACGCAGAGAGUGAGACUGCAGAGGAAACUGUCCUGGUAGAAAAUAAUGACAUUUGUGAUACAAAAGAAAUAGAAAAGGAAGAGGAACCCAUGGAGGUUGAAACCACUGAAGAAAAAACCUUCCCAAGUCAAGAAGACUCAAGCACUGCUAAUCCUCUACCUCAGUUACCUGAUCCAUCUUCCAUCACUAAUUACAACAUGCCAAACACUAAUGUAACAUUAGAGACUCUGCAAAGUACAAAAGUGGCAGUAGCACAGUUUUCACAGAAUGCACGGUGCAUAGGUGGAUCCGGUGCUGCUACCGCAGCUACAGCUAUGGCAAUUCCUAUGAUUCUAGAACAGCUAAUGGCACUACAGCAGCAGCAAAUUCACCAGCUGCAACUUAUUGAACAAAUACGCAGUCAGGUGGCACUGAUGAAUCGUCAGCCACUACGUCCUCCAUUGACCUCUUCAGUUCCAGUACAAAAUCCUUCAAAUCCCUCACCCAGUCAGCUGCAGGGCUUUACCACACACUCAACCCUUCAGUUAACACCAGUAGUCCCAUCAACCCUUGCAGGACCAAUACCCAACAAUCAACCACCAUCAUUUGAGAACCCACAACAUACAUCACAACCUGCUUCUGGGGCAAGUACACCAAACAUACCAUGUUCUGUAACUUGUACACUUACUGAAGCAGUCACAACUUUAUCAACUAAUGCUAAGUCAGCAUCAGUAACACAUAGUCCUGUGUCCAAUACUAUAACUAGCUCAAUUCAUCCUCAAAGUUCCUCAACCCCUCCAUCCAUUGGACAUGGAAAUAUUCUUACUUCACCCUCCAGUCUGUCAAGCCCACUUCUACCUCAGAGUUCCUCAAAUAGUGUGAUCUUCCCCAAUCCGCUUGUCAGCAUAGCUGCAACAGCUAAUGCAUUAGACCCUCUUUCUGCACUCAUGAAACAUCGUAAGGGAAAGCCACCAAAUGUCUCAGUAUUUGAGACCAAGUCAACCUCUGAAGACCCAUUUUUUAAACAUAAAUGCAGGUUUUGUGCCAAGGUCUUUGGAAGUGACAGUGCUUUACAAAUCCAUUUGCGCUCUCAUACAGGAGAAAGACCUUUUAAGUGUAAUAUAUGUGGAAAUCGUUUUUCCACAAAAGGCAAUCUGAAAGUUCAUUUUCAGAGACAUAAAGAAAAAUACCCACAUAUUCAGAUGAAUCCUUACCCUGUUCCAGAAUACCUCGAUAAUGUCCCAACUAGUUCUGGAAUACCGUAUGGAAUGUCUCUUCCUCCUGAAAAGCCAGUCACAACAUGGUUAGAUAGCAAACCCAUAUUACCAACAAUUCCAACAUCUAUUGGGUUACAGCUUCCUCCCACAAUAUCAAGUAUUAACAGCUAUGGUGAUUCCCCAAGCAUUACCCCGAUGAACAGAUCCCCUCAAAGACUAUCACCUGCUUCCAGUGAAUGCAACUCUUUUUCACCAAGCAUAAAUCACUCUGAAUCCUGCAUGGUAACAUCUGCUGAAUCUCCACAAUCUGCACAAACAGUAACUAUUGCUGUCCCAAAAACGGAACCCAUUGUAUUGCCCCCUACAGCUGCAAGGACAGGUGAGCAACCUGUGAGUGGACAUAUAUCUUCUCCUGUCACCACAUCUAUUCCUACUCUUACAGAUACCAGUAUAUCAACAAGCCUCCCAAACAAUGUGCUUCCAUCUAUGUCUGAGCAGUUCAAAGCAAAAUUUCCAUUUGGUGGGCUUUUGGAGUCUAUGCAAACAUCUGAAACAUCAAAACUGCAACAAUUAGUUGAGAACAUUGAUAAAAAAAUGACAGAUCCAAACCAAUGUGUAAUUUGCCACAGGGUGCUAAGCUGUCAGAGUGCUCUUAAAAUGCAUUACAGAACACAUACUGGAGAAAGACCAUUUAAAUGCAAAAUUUGUGGACGUGCUUUUACUACUAAAGGCAAUUUGAAAACCCAUUUUGGUGUUCAUCGGGCAAAGCCGCCACUAAGGGUUCAACAUUCAUGUCCCAUUUGCCAGAAAAAGUUUACGAAUGCUGUAGUCCUACAGCAACAUAUCCGUAUGCAUAUGGGUGGACAGAUUCCAAACACCCCAUUACCAGAGGGCUUCCAAGAUGCAAUGGACUCUGAGCUUUCUUAUGAUGAAAAGAAUUUAGAAACAAUGAGUAAUUAUGAUGAUGACUUUGAUGAUAAUUCUAUGGAUGAAGAACUAGAUAUAAAAGACACAGUAAGUGACUCAUCUAAACCACUUAUACCAUACUCUGAGUCAUCGCCUGCUUCACCUCCCACUGUUAUUUCAAGUAUUGCGGCUUUAGAAAAUCAGAUGAAAAUGAUUGACUCUGUUAUGUGCGCACAGCAAUUUAUUGGUUUGAAAACCUUAGAAAAUGGGUCUGGGGACAGUGAUCAUUUAAGCAAUGAUUCUUCAUCUGCUGCUGGGGAUCUUGAGAGCCAUAGUGCAGGCAGUCCAGCAAUGUCUGAGUCCUCUUCAUCAAUGCAGGUUUUGUCACCUGUACAUAGUCAUAGCGAAAGCAUAAGAUCAAAAUCUCCACAUGUAAUUAAUCAAGAAGAGCCGCCAGAACUACAGCUUAAAAAAGAAAAGUCUGACAGCCCUUUACCUGCUUCUGAAAGUGAAGGUGCAUUGGAUCUGACAUCCACUAAUCCUGGGAGACCAAUCAUCAAAGAAGAGGCUCCUUAUAGCCUGCUGUUCCUGAGCAGAGAACGUGGUCCCAGCCAAACUACUACUAGCCUGGUCACCAGCACAGCGCCUGCCAUGAUCAAAAUGGAAGUGAAUGGUCACACCAAGCCGAUCUCAUUGGGUGAAGGUCCCCACCUUCCAGCUGGAAUCCAGGUUCCUGCUGCACCACAGACAGCGAUGAGCCCAGGCAUCACUCCUAUGCUGGCACCCCCACCACGACGAACUCCCAAGCAACACAACUGUCAUUCGUGUGGGAAGACCUUCUCCUCAGCAAGUGCACUACAGAUACAUGAACGUACUCAUACUGGUGAAAAGCCAUUUGGUUGCACAAUCUGUGGUAGAGCAUUUACCACAAAAGGGAACCUUAAGGUCCAUAUGGGGACUCACAUGUGGAAUAAUGCUCCUGCAAGACGUGGUCGGAGACUUUCAGUGGAAAACCCCAUGGCUUUGCUUGGAGGAGAUGCUCUGAAGUUCUCCGAAAUGUUUCAGAAGGAUUUGGCAGCUCGAGCAAUGAAUGUUGACCCUAGCUUUUGGAACCAAUAUGCUGCUGCUAUCACAAAUGGGCUGGCUAUGAAAAACAAUGAGAUUUCUGUUAUACAGAACGGAGGCAUUCCUCAGCUCCCAAUCAGCUUAGGUGGAAGCGCAAUCUCACCCUUAACCAAUUUGUCCAGUGGAAUGGACCGAACACGUACUGGCAGUAACUCUCCUCUCAUUAGUAUAGACAAAGUCGGCUCUGACUCCAUUGUAAAUCGACCAUUCACAAGGUUUAUUGAGGAGAACAAGGAAAUUGGCAUAAACUGAGUGCAGCUGCAAAAACUGUCUGAGCCACUUCUCUUUAAGUCUUGUACUAUUUGAUGUACAGUUUUUUUGAACAUGUAUUAUAGUGUCCUAACUGAAAUUCCUAUUGUUAUUCUCCCAUAACAGAAAUGCAUAGUCUUGUGGUUGCGGAAGAGAUGUUUUUGCAAGAUUGUGCAUGGUACCUUCUUUCGGCAGUUAAACUGACUGGAAUGGACUUUGUCCCCUUUUAACACUACUUAAAACCCAUUGGACUUCAAAUGUACACCGGCUACCCAUAGCUAUGUGUGUUUGAGAUUGAAAAAGAUUCAACUCAUGUAAAAACUGACUUCUUUGUCCAAAAUAUUUGGUUUUGUUUAAAUUAGAUAUAAUCUUGAAGUCUGUUUGUAAGGAUUCUAAUACAGUGCUAAAUAAUCAAUUUAGUAUUCCAAAAUACAGUGUAUUAUUAAAGUAUUCCUUGUCUGUAGUAUUUAUAACAACAUUAUGCGGGUACUCAAGAGGAAACAAUCCCCAUCCUUCAAUUAAAUUUUGUACAGCUAGGUACAUUUUAAUUUGUGACCUUUCUUAGCAAGUUUUGUUUGCUACAAUCCGGUGGUGUUUAUUCCAAUGCAGGCAAAAUUGUGACAUUUUAUUUGGGAAGAUAGCAUGCUUUACAUGUGCGAGUAUCUGUCUGUAACAAAUCCUUUUAUUUAAAUAUUUGUAGCUGCUAUGUGGACAGUCAUUCAAUAUACAUGAGAAAAUGUUGUGUGGAGAAAUAGUUUAACGGUUGAAAAACCACUUACAGACACACUUUUUCACUCUAAAGUAUUCACAUCAUAGGAAGCUGUGAAUAAAAAAUCUCCAUGUUAACUUCACUGUACAAUAAAAGGUAAUGUUUGUAUAAUGUGCUUGCAAACUCUUAAUUUAUACUAUUGCACUUUUGGUAUUUUGUACUAAAUUGUCUAUUAUUUGAAAAACAAAAUGAAAAGAUAUGUAAAUUGUUUAAAGAUGCUUAUUGGGCCAAACAAAGAAAAAAAAAUCUUAUUACAGUUCUCCUGUCUUAAUAAUAUUUUGUCCUAUUCCAGCUUGUGCAGAAAAUUCAGUCAAUUUAAAAUUGGUUUGCAUAUGCAGCAGAGCACUUCUAAAAUGAUAAAUAUUUAACAGUAAGCACAAUACAAUUCACCUCAGGUGGGACAGAUGUGCAUUUAAUUGAACAAACUGAACUACUUGCUCUAAAACAGUGGUUCUUAAUUUGAGUCAGCACCCUAAAAAUCACAGAACUAACUUAUUUAUAAUCAAAUGCUUGAGCUAUUCAAAGACGAGUUUUGAAAACGAGUGUAGAAAGAUUUUUGCUUCUUUAGUUCUGUGUAACUAUUUUUGUAUUUUUUAUGGUCUUUACCUAUUAUACAAGCUCCAGGUAAUUAAAUCACAUAAAAUUUUACUUAAGCACAAAUGCUACCCAUGAUAUUGUAGAUUCUUUGCAUUAUCUACAUCAAUAAGUUGGAAUAUACCCAUCAAUAUGGUGAAGAUAUGGACUAGAUAUGUCUUAUGUGCUACCUCAUUAAAUGCAUUGACCAAAUCUGAUUUGAGGGGGGUAUCAACAAUGAAGUAUUAUAAAAUACAUUUGGCGGCACAUGACAUUUUAACGCAGUACAGAUUAAUAAAGCCAUUUCAAAUGAUGUUUUGUAUCUAAAGCAUUAGUUGCCUUCAAAUUUAAAAUGUACAAUCCCUACUAUCUAUUGUAUUUGUUGUUAAAAAAAAAUAGAAUAAACCAAUAAAAAUAAAUUAUGUGGCACUGUAGCGCCAAGAAGCUCUUAUGUAAUAUAAGAAGAUUAUUAGCCUAGUGGCUAUUUAAAAAGAGGUAAAAAGGUGGCUUGUCGUGGCUAUUUUCCAGCACCAGAAUGUUUUAUUUUAUUUUCAAUUCUCUGUGGGUGUUUGGUAUUUUUUAUUGUUACAUCUGCUAAUUGAAAGAUGUGUUUUAUUUAAACAAGGGAUGUAAAAUGUUGUAUAUAAGAUGGUUGAUAUAAGACUGAUGGGGUCAUUGUAUAAUUAGAGCUAGGUCUUACUUCCUGUGUGGUGAUUGGAAAAAAACAACAUAUUUUUAUACUGCAUUACCACGCAGAAGUGAGAACCUGCUUGAAACAACUGGGCCUAGAAGCAAAAAUUCCUAUUUUCUACUAUUCCAUCUUGCGGACUUGAACCACACACUGAUCUAAAUUGAUGUCUUAGUUUAGACUAUUUUCUGUGACAUGGAAUUGAAUAAA
Messenger RNA from Pseudophryne corroboree (corroboree frog), 6690 nucleotides. RefSeq names its product spalt like transcription factor 3 (gene SALL3). The record is from RefSeq and is a predicted model, not a curated record. Gene Ontology annotation, molecular function: RNA polymerase II cis-regulatory region sequence-specific DNA binding; DNA-binding transcription factor activity, RNA polymerase II-specific. Gene Ontology annotation, biological process: regulation of transcription by RNA polymerase II. Gene Ontology annotation, cellular component: nucleus. Lineage: Eukaryota; Metazoa; Chordata; Amphibia; Anura; Myobatrachidae. The transcript has 4 exons. Bases 662 to 4453 code for a protein of 1263 amino acids.